UCUCGUCUCAUACAAUCCCAAAUGGCAGCUCCAGAAUCUCUACAGAAAGGAGCGUCCUUUUGGUUAGUUAUCGUCUCCCUAUGUCUCAUCGCCUUCACGUCGUCCCUUGAUGGAUCAAUCCUCGCUAUCGCCCUUCCGCAAGUCUCAUCUUCUCUGAACAUCGCAGACAAAUACGUACGCGGGUGUAUGGGCUAUGCUCCAGAUUGUAGACGCGCUGGGUCGUGCAAUGAUCCUUCCUACAACACUUCCUGCGAUCUUAGCAAGCCUACCAGAGAAAGAUGUCAUCGCAGCUACAGGGGUGUAUUCAUUUCUACGUGGCUUUGGCUAUGUUUGGGGAAUUACAAUUCCGGGAAUCAUAUUCAACAAUCGUUUUAGCCAACUUUCUUACCAAAUUUCGGAUCCUA
This is a messenger RNA of Daldinia loculata, 404 nucleotides long. RefSeq lists its product as uncharacterized. The record is from RefSeq and is a predicted model, not a curated record. The coding region runs from base 22 to 375 and encodes 117 amino acids. The transcript has a single exon. NCBI's taxonomy places the organism in Eukaryota, Fungi, Ascomycota, Sordariomycetes, Xylariales, Hypoxylaceae.